GUGUACCCGUUCUUCAGAGGAGGCAGCCUGCACGGGCGGCUGUUCUCCAAGGCCGUCGGUGGGAAGGAUGCAAAAGCGCCCGAGGCAGGCCAAAUUGUCGAGGAUCCAUCCCCUCCGCUGACGCUUCUGGAGCGCAUGAGCACAGCCUUCCAGGGGGCUCUCCAAUGUGGUCAUGUCCAAGGGGCUCUGCUACCUUCACGACGCUGCCAGGCCACCGAUUAUCCAUCGGGACAUCAAGAGCAGCAACAUAUUGCUCGGCAAGGGAUCUGGCGAGAAGCUUCACGUCGUCGUUGCGGAUUUCGGAUUAGCAGCCAUCGGCGAGAGGGUACUAGGCACAGGACAUGACCACAUUGUGAUGACCUCUCACAUCGGCGGCACUUUCGGGUAUAUGUCACCCGAGUACAUGCUGAGAGGAGAGCUGUCCGAAAAGAACGACGUGUACUCUUAUGGGGUACUCGUUCUGGAGUUGUUGACGGGCAGGAAGGUGGUCGCGCCGGCUCCUUCCGGGCUGGGAUGGCAGACGCUUGUCGAGUGGGUGAAGCCUUUCCUUCGAGGGGCAGUCGUCCAGAGCGGGAGCAUGGAGAUGCCAUACCCGAUACUCGAUCGGUGCUUGUGGGAUCAGGUGGCUGGAGAUUCGAUCAAGAAGAUGGUGAUGAACACAUUCGGACUGGCUUGGGAAUACGUCCAAGAGGAGUAUGGGUCCAGACCAGCCAUGAGAGAAAUUCUUCAGCGCAUUCACAAUAUGUUCCUGGAAGUGGGUUGGGAUGGCCUGACAGUGAUGAUGGGGGACCUAGAAAACGAUGUGGAUGAUGGUGCAGAACCGCCGCACGACGUCUCAGGGGAAAAUGACUGCACGUUUAGAGCGGCCUCGAUUUCUACACGGCGUGCGGGGCCAAUACGGGGCGAUGGAAUUCCACGGUACCACAAUGAGUUGGUGAUAUGGGAGGAGAAGACGGAAGGGAGGGAAAUUAGUACUGACGACAACAAAGCCGGGAGAUAUGAAGUAUUGCAUGUUGUACGUAGUCGGGCGAUUGGGGCACCUUGGAUCGUUGGUUACAGCACAGUGAAACUCCCUGGAGAACAAUCGGUUCUCGGUUAGGCUGGGAAAUUAAUGACGUCUCUACCUAAGAUAUUUUCUUACCCAAGGUUCGAAAUACUCUGAGUCCCUCGAAUAUGUCAUCUUGUCAUUGUGAUACAGCCGUAUUACAGCGGAAUUCUCUUGUGCGCGUUUAACUGGCUGGGGAAUUCCCGGGCGUGGCGCUCAGAAAUUUCGUGCCUACCCUGAUGUUGUUGGUCGUGAAUCACUGCGUCUAGAUACGUGUAGGCCGCGUUAUUUGGACCGCGCUUACACGUGUCCACACAGGAUGAUCGACCAGAUACGGAUGCAAAAUUUCCACGUAGUUCAUCCAAUCAUUCAGUAACCCCGCAAUCGUUAGUCAUUCCAUACGCAUACAUCAAACAUCACAAUCAAUGUCAACUACCUUA
Molecule: messenger RNA, 1485 nt
Organism: Chara braunii
Lineage: Eukaryota; Viridiplantae; Streptophyta; Charophyceae; Charales; Characeae
Source: the annotation of a GenBank genome assembly